Humulus lupulus (European hop) is the source of this 1179-nucleotide messenger RNA. RefSeq lists its product as uncharacterized. The record is from RefSeq and is a predicted model, not a curated record. NCBI's taxonomy places the organism in Eukaryota, Viridiplantae, Streptophyta, Magnoliopsida, Rosales, Cannabaceae. The transcript has a single exon. Bases 1 to 1179 code for a protein of 392 amino acids.
AUGUCUCUUCCACAAGGUGUCAAUGUUUCUCAAUCUUCUUGUGCAGGUUCUCCUCUUGUUUGUAAGAUGCACAAAUCCAUUUAUGGGCUUUGGAAAUCCUGUAGGAAAUGGUACAAGAAGUUAUCUGAUGCUCUCAUUGCAGAUGGGUUCCAACAGUCACAAGCAGAUCAUACACUUUUCACUAGAGGCAAAGAUAAUACUUUCAUCGCUCUCUUAGUCUACAUUGAUGAUAUAGUCCUCAUUGGGACCAACCUCAAUGAGCUUCAAUGUUUUCAAGAGUCUCUUCAUAGCCAAUUUAAACUCAAGGCACUUGGCACGCUCAAAUACUUCCUUGGUUUUGAAAUUGCUUGCUCAAAAUCUAGUCUCUUCCUCUCUCAAUGCAAGUACACACUUCAGUUACUUGAAGACCCGCGCUAUCUUGGAAGCAAACCAAUCAAAACCCCAAUGGACCCAAGGUUGAAGCUCAAUGACCAACACUGUGACCUUCUUUCUGAUCCUUCCCAUUACAGGAAACUUGUUGGUCAUCUUCUGUACUUGACCCUCUCCAGACCUGACAUCACAUACUAUGUCCACACUCUUAGCCAAUUCAUGGCCACUCCACAUACAACACAUCUCCAAGAUGCACAUCAUCUUCUAAGAUAUUUCAAGGGUCGACCUGGUCAAGGACUUCUCUAUUCCUCUUCUUCUUCUUCUCUUCAUCUCAGGGGUUUUUCAGAUUCAGAUUGGGCUUCCUGCUCGGUUACUAGGCGAUCAACUACAGGCUUUUGCAUCUUCUUAGGAGAUUGUUUAGUUUCUUGGUGCACAAAGAAACAACCUAAAAUUUCUAAAAGCUCUGUAGAGGCUGAAUAUCGUGUCUUAGCUUCCACUGCCAGUGAGAUUACAUGGAUUCAAUACCUUUUCAAAGACCUUCAAAUUCUCUCAUCUACACUAGCCUUUAUCUACUAUGGUAACCAGUUAGCUAUUCACAUAGCUAAUAACCCUACUUUCCAUGACAGAACCAAGCAUAUAGAGCUUGAUUGUCACUUUAUUAGAGACAAAGUCAAGAACUACUCCAUUCGAUUGAUUCCUGUCAGCAGCAGGCUGCAACUAGCCAAUGCACUCACAAAGGAAUUGUCUUCCACCACUCUCCAUUUUCACAUCAGUAAGAUGGCUGUACAUGAUAUAUACAGUCCAUCUUAA